AUGGGAAUUCCCGGUUUUAAUGAUUUUGUUAAUCAAUUCGGUGUAGUCGUUGAUAUUACAACAUUACGUGGAAAAACAAUAGCAAUAGAUGGUCAUAUCUGGCUGUUCGAGACUGUACGGGGUCCUCAAUCAAACGGGAAAACUUACACGACGACGUUUUUCAAAAGAAUUCUAACCCUACAAAAGCUUGAAAUUGAGCCUAUCGUGAUUUUCGAUGCCCUGACAGCCGAAUUCCCACCACCAGCUAUUCCUAAUAAGUGCAUCAAAAGAACGAAGCGAGCUGGAGGGAAAGUCUGGAAUGUGCACACGUUCUCGAAUUUGAGCGCAAAAAUUGGAGCCGUCACGAAUCUUCUCAAAGCGAUGGGUGUUCGGGUGAUCAACGCAAAAGAAGACGGUGAAGCGCAAUGUGCUCAAUUGGAACAAGCGGGUCUAGUGCAAGGCUGCGUCACGCUCGAUUACGACUAUUUUCUUUAUGGUGGCGAAAAUUUGUAUAAAAUUGACUUCGCAAAAGCUCUGCCGGUGGUGACGCAUUUUGCAUUCAGCCGUGUCUGUGCAGCUGGCCAAGGCGCGAAUAUCAAAAUUCUCACGCGAAAUCGACUAAUCGCUAUGGCCAUAUUGGUUGGAAAUGACUACUAUGAGCGAGGAAUUGAAAAAAUCGGAUUCAUUAGUGCUCUUGAAAUCAUCUCCGAAUUUUCCAUGCAUCCAGAUGAUCACCCUAGCACGAUUCUCGAUCGCUUUAGGAGUUACUCAACGAGGGAAAUCCCGGAGCGAAAAAAUGACACGGAUGUCAAGGUAAAAUUGAGGACGAAAUUCUUUGUCGAUGCAUUUCCGGAUGGUUUCCCGAAUUCGGAUGGCUUUCUUGCUUGUUCAAACAUAUUUUUACUUCCCGAUGUUCUUUUAUAUGAUGGCAAAGAUUUUCCGUUACCUGAUCGACCCAACUUUGACAAGCCACGAUUACAUGAGCUGAUAGUUCAAGAGGGCGGAUGGGUAGCGUCUCGUUUUGAAAAAGAACUCUCCAUGACUAUUCCAAAGCAAAAAGAAGGAAUUCAGUCGAAGAUCACGCGCUUUUACCCGGGACGUCGAUCUGGCUCAAGGAGUGCAAACAAUAAAGCGCAUGUGAAUGGCAAUGGUGCACCGGUUGAAGAAGAUGAGGAUGAAAUUGUUGCCUGCUCAUCGAAAGAAUGGUCUCAUCGUCAAUGGGUGGCUGUGGAUCGUUUACGAAAAAGUUGGCUCGAGUACAGCGAUCUGUCGGUAGCUCAACAAAACGAUUUGCUCAAAUCAAUCGAAUCAGAGCCAUCUUCCAUUCGGAAACGCGCGAUUGCUCCAGAAACCGCAGGAUCUGAAGUCGGGAAGAAAAAGCCCAAUGUUCGAGUGUUGAUGCCAACAAAAAAUACCGAUGAUACAAUGAACUCGGGUGUUUCUGGUGAUAAACCAAUUCUUUUUCAUGAAACAAACAAGAGGAAAAGGGGUUUUCCUCGAAACACAAUCUCACUAUCAAAUGAUAAAAACCGUGCUACAGCAGCGACUGGUUCCGGUGGAGCAACCGCGGGUACAAAUGAGGUGCUGAACAAGAGCGAAUUCGCUAUAGAUACGGUAAAUGUGGACAGUAACUUAUUAUCUCAA
Messenger RNA from Mesorhabditis belari, 1623 nucleotides. The record is from the annotation of a GenBank genome assembly. NCBI's taxonomy places the organism in Eukaryota, Metazoa, Nematoda, Chromadorea, Rhabditida, Rhabditidae.